Messenger RNA from Suillus clintonianus, 1010 nucleotides. RefSeq lists its product as uncharacterized. Gene Ontology annotation, molecular function: zinc ion binding; RNA binding. Lineage: Eukaryota; Fungi; Basidiomycota; Agaricomycetes; Boletales; Suillaceae. The transcript has 5 exons. The record is from RefSeq and is a predicted model, not a curated record. Bases 8 to 895 code for a protein of 295 amino acids.
GUCAAUAAUGGCCACCAACUUGAACCCGUUAGCUGGUCCAUCAGCCCUCAAGGACAUCGUACAUCCUCAGUUCCACCAGAACAACUUUGCCGAAGAACUGUAUAUCAAAAAUGAACUCGGUCUUAAGCUCGAUAAAGAUGAUCAAAUAUGUCGUUUGUCGUUGACCCCAACUGGAUGUCCAUUGGGACCAUUACACUGUCCUUUACGACAUACAACGCCCUCUUCACAGAACUUCCAGCCCCCAAAGCAGCUGCCAACCCAUCCCCGCGAGCGAGAACGUUUAGCUACAGUCUGUAAACAUUGGCUACGUGGUUUGUGUAAAAAGGGUGAUGCAUGCGAGUUCUUGCACGAGUACAAUCUCAGGCGCAUGCCAGAGUGUUGGUGGUAUGCAAAGUACGGUUAUUGCUCGGCAGGAGAUGAAUGCCUCUAUGCUCACCCCAAGGAACGCCGUGUUGAGUGCCCUGAUUACAAACGCGGGUUCUGCAAAUUAGGACCAACGUGCCCUCGCAAGCAUGUUCGCCGUGUCGCCUGUCAACUCUACCUAACUGGUUUGUGCCCCCUAGGUCCAGACUGCCCUCGUGGCCACCCAAAACCUAAUUUACCACCACCUAAAUCAUAUGAACCUCCGUCACCGCCAUCAAAUCGUGAUCUCGGCCCGCCGCCACCAGGAUAUGGUCGGUAUGCAGAUUUUGAUCGGGGAGCCAUGGGGGGUCCGCAGGCGAUGUCGCACAGUGGAGGACCGAACGGUAGUGGACCACCUCGUAGAAACCUCGACGAAGUGCUGUGUUUCAAGUGUGGAGAAAAGGGCCAUUAUGCUAAUCACUGCAGGAAUCGUAAUGUACCAGGCAAUCGUGGCGGUUUAGAUCGUGCCAAGAGGUUCGGUAUGGAGGAUUAAUGCCUUCUGCUAGACACUCAUUUUCCUCGUGUAUAUUGUAUGUAUUUCGAAUGUCGUUUGUGCGCCCUGAGAGACACCGCUGAGCGUGUGAGCGCUCAAUCGUGUGACAUAGUGU